GAAGCGGUGGUGGGGCUUGAGCAGGCCAGGCUUGCUGCCGAGCAUCAUGAGGCUUGGGUGACCGAAGUCCAAGUGGAGCUCCAGGAUGCCGCCGAGAAGCUUGAGGCCCUUAAGAAGGGGCGAGAAGAGCAAUCCUCCCAUCUAUCCAAGGCGGAGAAGGAGCUUCAGGAGGCGAGGACUGACACACCAGGCGUCCGGGAGGAGCUCCGUCAAGCCGCGCAAAUCGCUAAUGGCGUCUUCACCGAACUACUGAAGAACGCGGUGGCCGCGGCAAGGCACUAUGCCACCCUCGAGGAGGACUCCAUGCAGCGGCUCUUCUGGUCACAGUUUCCGGAUUCCGAGCGUCCGCCCCUCCUUAGCAAUCAAAUGAAGCAGCUGAUGGAGAUGCAUCAAAUGUUCGAGCUGGCCUUGAAGGAUCUUUGUCCAGCCUAUGGCUGGCCGAGCCCAAUUCCGAACACCUACUUCGGCCUUGUGCAGAAGCUGCGGGAGGCGCCGCUCUGGAUUGACGCCGUAAAGCGGUCAGGGUGCCUUGAGGGGGUGAGGCUUGCAUUUGCGAAGACCAUGGUACAUUGGCCGAAGAUUAAUCCAAUGGAGAUGGCCACCGGUCCUCCGCCCAAGGGGAAGGAGCAUCGCCGCCCCGAGCAGUAUUUUGCGCAGGUGAUGACCGGUGCUCGGGCAAUAGAGGGCCAGUGUUCGAAAGAUGUAAUGCUUGAGUAAUCGUAGUAA
Triticum dicoccoides is the source of this 726-nucleotide messenger RNA. RefSeq lists its product as uncharacterized. Bases 304 to 717 code for a protein of 137 amino acids. The transcript has 2 exons. NCBI's taxonomy places the organism in Eukaryota, Viridiplantae, Streptophyta, Magnoliopsida, Poales, Poaceae. The record is from RefSeq and is a predicted model, not a curated record.